Molecule: messenger RNA, 1843 nt
Organism: Phytophthora nicotianae INRA-310
Lineage: Eukaryota; Oomycota; Peronosporomycetes; Peronosporales; Peronosporaceae
Exons: 3
Coding region: 62-1711 (549 amino acids)
Biological process (GO): proteolysis
Cellular component (GO): cytoplasm
Molecular function (GO): metalloaminopeptidase activity; manganese ion binding
Source: RefSeq, a predicted model, not a curated record
AGCGCAUUCGUUCAGUUAUUCGUUCGUCGACUUCAUUCUUUCUUGUUGGCACUUCAUGUGAAUGGCAAUACACUUGACCAUCACUCCUCCUUUGAUGAUCACUUUGAAGAGGUGCAAUCACGACUGCCCCACAUUCCAAGUGCGCAUCAAGAUGCUCCGUCGCUUCUUCUCUUCCUCGGCCGCUCACCGCAUGGUGCAGCAGCGCGUACAGGGUCAACUAUCUCUGCUAGCCAAGGAUUCUUCACCUCCGUCCACGCGCGUGGUGUUCGUGUCUCGCUCGGCCACCGCUGACCUGCAGAGCUCACUGCCAUUCCCCGUGUCCGCCGCCGCUCUACGGGACUUCAAGGCCAAGCCGCAAGAGAAAUUGUAUCUAUACCCGAGCGAGGACAGUGACGCUUUCAAAGACCAGCGUGUGCUGCUCGUCGGGCUUGGAGACGCUGACAAGGUGACGCCUAACGUCCUGCGUGACGCUACACACGGUGCGUUGAACGCUCUCAAGGCGAAGCGUGCCAAGGAUGUUGUGGUUCAAGUACCCAAGCUCGAAGGCUGUACAAUGGACACUACACGCAUCGUGGAACUUCUUUCCCAAGCAUCGAUGCUGUCCAACUACCAGUUCGACCAGUACCUGACGGACUCCAAGGACGCCUACGGAGAGAGCAAGCUGCGUCUGCCUCUGGAACAGAUCUACCUGGACGCGUCGGCCGAAUUCCAGAAGAAUGUGUCUGAGCAAGCGACUGUGGGCGAAGAAACGAUCUUUGCACGCAACCUUGGCAAUGGGCGCUCGCACAUUGUGAACCCGGCGUUCAUGGAGGAGGUGGCGCGUGCGUCGACUGAACUUCCCAACAUGAUGGUCCGCGUGCUGCAGCGGGAAGAUCUAGAGAAGGAAGGCAUGAACAUGUUCCUGAGUGUUGGUCAGGCAGGUGUGUGUCCUCCUCGUCUAGUUAUAUUGGAGUACACCGGCAAUCCGGACUCGGACGAGAAGGUCGCUCUGGUUGGCAAGGGCAUCACGUUCGACACUGGUGGCUUGAACCUCAAACCGACAGGUGCUAUUGAAGACAUGCACACGGACAUGUGCGGUUCUGCUGCUGUUCUUGGAGCCGUCCGCGCUGCAUCACGUCAGGGUCUCAAGGUCAACAUCGUCUGUGCCCUUGCUCUGGCGGAGAAUGCGAUCGGAUCCAAGGCAGUGAAGCCGCUAACGAUUGUCAAGUCCCACAAGGGUAUCACGGUCGAGAACAACAACACGGAUGCUGAAGGGCGUCUGGUGCUUGGUGACGCAAUGUCAUACGUCCAGAAGGAGUACAAACCCAAGAAAAUCAUCGACGUAGCAACGCUCACUGGUGCGUGCAUGGUUGCGCUGGGUGAGCACUGCGCUGGGUUGUUCUCCAACUCAGACGAUCUGGCCAAGAAGCUGCAGGAGACUAGUACGGAGUGUCACGAACGCUGCUGGCGCUUGCCGAUUCUACCCGAGCACGUUGCCGCCCUCAAGGGUUCGCAGUCGGACUCUCGUAGCACUGGUCGCGGUCGCUAUGGUGGCGCCUCCACUGCUGCAGCGUUCCUACAGCAGUUCGUGUACGAAGGCGUCGACUGGGCACACCUCGACAUUGCUGGGCCAUCGAACUACAGCUCUCCCAAGUCUUACUUCCCCAAGGGUGCCACGGGUUUCGGCGUUCAACUGCUCUACACGUACCUGAAGGAGCACGAGCAGCACUAGAGGUACUGUCCUUUCAAUUGGGUGUCGAUUGCAUAGCAUCUCACCCCAAGGACUCACCUGCGUCGUGUUUGUUACUCAAUAGAAAUGGCAAAUAUGAAGCAUGUUGAAGCUAUGAAAUCCAGUAUUGCACAC